UACUUUGACUGACGGAAGUCCUUUGGGCGCCGAAAAAUAACCUAAAAUACGUUACCUUUUGUUUGUUUUCGAUGUUAAUAAAAUAAGAUUUAUUUGUAUUAGGAUUAAAGUUAAGCAUUGGAUUUAAAGUGAAACCCCCUGCGUUAUCUCCAAUAUCACUUUCUGUAGUUUAAAAAUGGAGUUCAUUGACGCUAUACCGGUUACUUUCAAAGAAAUUACACCAAAUUAUAAUGUUCCUGAAAAAUGGAAGGAAAUCAUACUUAACACGGGUGGUACCCACAGUACAUUACAAGAUAUCAAACUGCCGCAUAAAGCUGGGGGUUAUUGGUACGAAGACUCUAAGAAAGCCAACACUAGAAACCGUCUUAUUUACUGGCAGACGACUUCAGAUGCUAUAGAACUGUCGGAGGCGUCCUUAGAUGUAAACCUUUCAUCAUGUAAUCUAAGAUGCAAGGUGGCUCCAGGCACACCACCAUUGAACAACAUGACAAUAUAUGAAAGGCGUAGUGCACAGGAAGUGGUCAUAUUAGCUGCUACAGUUUCCUCAGUUCACAGACUAGUUUUUCCUCACCCAGAUGUAUUGGAUAAGAAGGCAACAUUUGGAUCAAUGAGUACAACAUCUCCAUCAAUAUUCCACGAUAUCAGUGCUUUGAGCAAUCCAAAUCAUUACUACAUUCUCAACCAGUUUUCUAAUGCAACAACUGGAGUAGCACACACUUGUGCAUCUCUGCUGCGCGACAAUGGAGAGGCGGUGUUUGCGCUGGCAUUCGGCCACGGGGGUGAGGGAUCUCUUCUCCUAGUCAAGCUGCCUAUUGCUGGCAGUGCAGUCACCACUAUACUGAAGAGAGAAUCCACUGUGCCAAGGUUCCUGUCGGGAAUCACAGGAGCUCUCAGAGGAAAAAGCGCAACAGAUGGGGUAGAGAUAUACGGCGUGGUGCUGACUGGUGGGUUAGCGGUGGCCGUGUGCGGGGACACGUGCCUGCGCGCGUGGUCGGUCGACGAGGGCGGCGCGCCGGCCGCCGUGUCGCCGCCGCUGUCGCAGACCAUGGUGCGACCUAAGCCGCCUCCACACGGCCACAUGCUGCAAAAGACGACGGGCGCCGAUGGCAGCGCGGUGCUCGUCGCUUACCUAUCGUUCCCCAACGAGUGCGAAUUCGUCGUCAUGAAGAUGCACGACGGAGGACCCGGCGUCGUCAAGUUCUCGCAUAUUUGCCGGAUUUUUGGGCCCCAGCUGGACCUCCUGGAUUACACAAUAGGCUAUAGCGAAGGCAACAAUGUUAUCUGGGCUCUAUGGAGCCAACCUGAUGGGGAAACUGUCAUCACUAGCAGCGCGCUGGGCGCGGAGGUGUCGUGGCGGGCGGUGUGCGGGCGGGACGCGGCGGCGCCGCUGCCGCAGCUGGCGUCGCACACGCACUACCGCGACCGACUCAUGGCGCCCGGGCUCUUCCCGCCCGCUGUCAUCAACAAGGCGCUUGUGAUAUACCGUCGUACAUGGGGCGGCGAGUGCAGCGGCGCGGGCGCAGAGGCGGACGCGGGCGAGGCGGCGGUGGCGGCCGUGCAGGCGCGGCUGCGGCACCUCGCGGCGCGCGCGCAGCCGCAGGACCACUCGCAUCUCAUGCACAAAUGCUGGUCAGAUUUGUACAGUUGGUGCAUGCAGUAUAUGGAAGGACUUCAGAAACCCCUUGGUCUCAUGGUUUCGACGCAUGGCGCGGAUUUAGAAAACGGGUGGUGGUGCGCGGUGGUGCGGCGCGCGGGCAUCUCGCUGGUGCGCGAGCUGGAGCCGCUCGAGCGCAUGAUGCUGUCGCCCGACUCCGUGCAGCUGGACAACGUCUCUGGUGGCGAGACAGGCGAGCUGUCGACAGACGCGGUCCGCGUAGUGAUGGCCGGCGCUUUGUGGGAGCGUGCUGCGGGCGCGGGCGGGGCUGCAGAGUUAGAGCGGCGGCUGUUCGCGGCCGCCGCGCCGCAGCACCGCCUGCUGCCGCGCCUGCUGCAUCUGCUGCUAGCGCCGCGACCCGACAACGCUGCAGCAGCCACGCCGACUCUGACGCCUCAGCAGAUCGAUGAACUCUCGUCUAUUCUGGAACCAAUAAAAGACUUGCAAAGCGCAGUCUUGGAACUCAACGACGCUCUGAGACUGGAUGUACCGGAUAUCGACGUCACUAAGAAUGAAGAUGAAGACUACAGCGAGUACGACAAUCUAUUCGCAAGCGACCUGGGCGUAUCUGUCGUAACUGAAGCAAUUCGACAAAUGGCUGAAAUGAGGUCUCGCGUGGUCCGCGGGGCGCUGGCGGCCCUGGGUGCGGCGCGGGGCGCGGGUGGGGUGCCGGGCGCCGGCCACUGCGCCGUGCACUGGCAGGCCUACCGCGCGCUGCUCUGGCUGCGGGCGCAGACGCUCAGGAGACCGUCGGCGAGCUCCGCAGAGGCGUUCCGCCUGAAGCUGUCGGCGCUGGGCGCGGAGCCCCGCUGGGCGGGCGGCGCGGCGGCGGGCGGCAGCUGCGUGCACGCGUACGCGCGCGCCGCGGGCGGCGGCCGCGCGCGCGCGCACCUGGCCGCGGCGCGCGCGCCCUCGCACUGGCACCACGCGCUGCCGCUGCUCACCUACCACCUGGCGCACCAGCUAUGGGCAGUGAGCGGCGGGUUCGAGUUCGGGUGGUGGCUGGCGAGCAUCAACCAGCCGCGGCUAGUACAGACCUACGUCGCCAUGCUGGAGCCCUGGUGCGAGUGGAAUGCUUGCUCGCGCCAGUUCAUACUAGGCCUGUCCCUGCUGGAGUUGGAGCAGCCGGAGGCGGCGUACACUGCGUUCUGCAAGGCGGCCAAGGGCGUGAGCACGGAGCCCUUCCUGCGGCAGCUGGUGGCCGCGCCCGACGCGCGCCUCACUCAGCACCAGGCGCUCGUGCUCUACUACAUGAAGGUGAUAAAGCUGUUCGAGAUCCACGACGCGGGCGCGUGCGUGGUGCGCCUGGCCGAGACCGCCAUCAGUAUCGCAGACAAGGAUGACCCUAAUUUGGCCAUGUUCCAGUGGCUAGUGUUCAAGUGGCACCUGGCCGGCGGGCGCGUGCAGCGCGCACUGAGCGCGGCCGCCGCUAAUCCCGCCGCAAGUGCGCGCGCAGCCGCCGCUGCUACGCUGCUCACCACGCUCGCGUCGCGGCGCCAGCUGGGCGCGCUGCUGCCGUGCGGCGCGCUGGCGGGCGAGGCGGAGCGCGCGGCCGCGGCGCGGGCCAAGCUGCACGACGCGCAUGCGCACAACCCCUACUACGACUUCCUCUACGCGCUGCACGUCUCCCGCCACCACUACAGGAAAGCCGCGGCCGUGAUGUACGAGCGCGCGGCGCGGUGCGAGGCGGAGCGGGCGGAGGGCGGCGGCGACGCGGCGGCGGGCCGCAGGCGCUGGCUGGCGGCCGCGCUCGUGUGCCUGCGGCUGGCGCAGCCCCAACACGCCUUCCUAGCCAGGCCCGGCCGCGGGAACCUGCAGGUGAUCGGACCGGAGGAACUAGCGGCAGAGCUUCGUGAGGAAGAUCCGGACUCGAUGGAUCCGGUGCAGCGGGCGCUACUGGGAAGUGAAAACAUAGACUUCGACAGUUUGUAUCCGAGGCUGAAAGAGGCAGACGCGGAGACUCUAUUGGCGGUGACAAAGAGAGUGCUCAGUACUGACCAGUUCCUGCCGCGCUGGUUCCUCAUGAGAUAUAUGGAGGUGGACGGCGCCGGCUGCAUCCGCGCGCUGCUGUGCGGCGGGCGCUUGGUGGAGGCGGGCGCGGCGUGCUGCGGCGCACUGCGGCGCGCGCUGCUGGCGCUGCAGCCGCACGCGCGGGCCGCGCCGCGCCGCGCGCCGCUGGCGCUCGCCGACCGCCUGCUGGCCGAGCUCGCCGCGCAUCUGCAGCACCCCCCGCACAAAGAGGUGUACGACGAGUUGAAUCAGUUGGUAAAAGAAUAUACUGAAGUUGUUAUCAGGACAUCCGAAGAUAUGAAAGUGGCGAGAAUCGAGCAUGCUAUUGUGAAUUAAAUUUGUAUUUUAAAUAAAAGUCAUAUUAAGUAAAAUGUUUUUAUUAACGUAACAAUAAAACAAAAACCUCUUUGGAAUGAGUUAGUGGUACCACACACCGCACAGCCGACACCAUCACAAUUUAAAUUAUACAAAACAAGAAAAUAUUUCUAAUCGAAA
Molecule: messenger RNA, 4159 nt
Organism: Pectinophora gossypiella (pink bollworm)
Lineage: Eukaryota; Metazoa; Arthropoda; Insecta; Lepidoptera; Gelechiidae
Gene: Nup160
Product: nuclear pore complex protein Nup160 homolog
Exons: 27
Coding region: 176-4000 (1274 amino acids)
Cellular component (GO): nuclear pore
Molecular function (GO): structural constituent of nuclear pore
Source: RefSeq, a predicted model, not a curated record